UAUGGAGUAGAUUGGUAUAGUAAAUUCUUAAUCAUGUCAAUUUUUUUUUGGUUACUUCUUAUUCAUUUAACAUUUUCCAAAGAUUUAUAAUAUUGACAUUAAAGGGUUAACCCAAAGGUCUUAAUUGUUGGGUUAUUAAUGAGCUAGUAAUUGUAAUUAAACCCACUUUAAAAAAUAGUCUUGAUUCUCUUGGUCUUGACCCAAUGACUUUUCCAUCCUAUAAAGAAAGCCCACUUGAAAAAAAAAAAAAAAGAAAAGAAAAUCAAGCAUCGAUGACAACCUCGAACCUUCCUAAUCUCCGUUGUUCUUGUUCAUAUAUUAAUUUUCUUUUCCAUUUUCCAGUUUCCAAUUUCAACUGUGACUAAUUAUUAUUACUCGUAUUUAUUUAUACAUCACCUUUUUUUUUCGUGCUUCUCACUAUUCAACCAAUUCCACUGGUCGAUUAAAAUUUCUGGGAUUUGUUUAAAAAUUGUACACGAAUUAGGGUUUAGAAAAAUGGAAAGUGGUUUUGAGGAAUCAAUGAAGGCUGAAUCAAGUUCGAGUAAUGGAGAAGCAAAAGAUAAUAAUAAUAACAAUAAAGAUAAUAAUGAUGCUGGUGAUUUUGAGUGUAAUAUUUGUUUUGAAUUAGCACAAGACCCAAUUGUUACACUUUGUGGUCAUCUUUAUUGUUGGCCAUGUUUGUAUAGAUGGCUUCGAUAUCAUUCUCAAUCACAUGAAUGUCCUGUUUGUAAAGCCCUUGUUCAGGAAGAUAAACUUGUACCAUUGUAUGGUAGAGGAAAAUCCAAUACUGACCCUAGAUCGAGGCCGGUCCCGGGUAUCGAUAUUCCUAAUCGACCAUCCGGGCAACGCCCUGAAACCGCCCCCACCCCACCGGGGCCUGAGCAAAGUUAUUUCUCUAAUUUGGGUUUUGGGUUGUUUGGUGGGUUUAUGCCAAUGGCAACUGCUAGGUUUGGGAAUAUGACUAUGUCUGCUGGGUUUGGUGGACUUUUCCCUUCAUUGUUGAGUUUACAGUUUAAUGGGUUUCCUCAUAAUCCAAUGUAUGGGACCGCGCAUGGGUUUCCUUAUGCUUAUCCACAGGCGGUUCAUGGUAAUGCAAUGCACCACGGUCAUGGGUACGAGCACGGUCAUGGAUUCCAGCAGCAUCAUCAUGGUGGUGUUGCAACUCCUGCCAGCCAAAGACAGGAUUAUAUUCUCAAGAAUUUGUGUCUCAUUAUUGGCUUCUGUUUUUUGGUGGCGAUGCUCUGUUUGAACAAUCGAAGACUGUUGUGAAUGCAGCCAAGUUUGAACAUUUUAGAACACACGUUUUUUUUCCCCUUGUAAGUUUUUAUUUAUUUGAAGGCUUAAAUCUGGGUUAUGGCUCCUAGGCUCCUUAUGAGCCAAGUUUGAAUCAUUACUUUUCUUUAAACUGAAAAAUUCAGUCAUAAAUUUUGCUUUUCUCCUAUAGUCUUCACCAUCUCUUGCAGGUUCAACUGUAUGCUCCUUGAUACCAAAAUUUUCCUAAUAUUGUGAGGCUUAGGCUGUGAGUGGCUGGUAAUAAGUAAAGGUAGUUUUCCUGUUUAUACUCUGGUUUGUAACUUGAAAAAUUAUUAUUUUUCAAGAAUGAACAAGAUUUUCUUUUUCAAUGAACAAAUGCCUUGUUUUCCUCUCUAUCUCCUAACUCCCUUCACCUUCUUCCCACUCUUACAUUUGACUUUCUUCUUUUCUGUCAAACUUUUUUAACAAUGAAAUAAACAAAUGGAUUGUCACAUGUAAAACCUGUCUCCAUUGAAAAUACUAUAUAGUUCAAUUGUUUUUUUUUGAAUAAAAAUGUAGCCUAAUACCAAGAUUUUUUGUGCACACAAUAUGAGUCAACAAGAUAGAUCAAGUGUAAUUUCGCUGACUAAAACAGAGUGCCAAUUAUUUUGAUUUGUACUUGUACAAAAAACCAAUUAGUUUUGGUAUCAUACUUGAGAGUUUGUUUUCUUUUUGUUUGCAUAAUGAGAAGUCAAGUGGAUUUGAUGAAGCAAGUAAUGUGUGGCAAUGUUUUUGUUUUUUCUGGGACCCUGUCCACGUCUGAUUCUUUCCAAAUUACAUGUUCCUAGUGGAACAUGUAAUUGGAGGCAGUCUAUACAUAUUAUCACAGCCUCUCAUAACACAUUCAGGGCGUGCAACUAACAUAUGACACCUGUUAUCUACAUUUGACCACAUUCUAGAUGGCGACAUGUAUAGAUUCAUUCUUGCACCUAAGUUUUGUGAUUUGCUUUCACCCUGGUUGCCCGUAAUUAUGGGAGGCUUUGCAUUGGGAGUGGUAGUGCUUGUGAAUCUGGGGUAAGUGCGAUGUAUGCAUGUAUCAAUUGAUAAAUUGAUCUAGUAACCGGACUAUUAUGUUAUUCUGCUAUUCGCAUCUUGGUGCUUCACCAUGUUUGCCUGUUGAAUGGGUCAGUUUAAUUUUGAUCAAUUUUUACUUAAGCCCUGUUGUGCUUGGGUGUUUUAUCUGUUCAUGCCUAUUAUAAACUAUUGUUGGAAGUAAUAUUCAGGCAUUACCUUAUGCAUGGCCCCAAACUUUUGGGUGGAUUUUUGUUGGUUCAAGUAGGUCCUUUAUAUUUCUUAAUUUGCUUAGAGCUUGAGCUUGGAAAAUGGCAGUUUCAUGUAGAAAAUGAAUAUAUAUAUUUGAUGGUGGUAUGAACAAUUGAAUUGGAUUCAGGCAGUUGUAACCUGUUGGAAAGAGCUUGUAAUUUUUUUGUCUGACAUUGUCUUCAUUUGUAACUCAAAAUCGGUGACUUUCAGUUUUUCUGAUGAAAUGAGUGCUAUAAACCAAAUAAUCCCUCUUUUUAUAUGGUGAGUUUUAAUUCUU
Molecule: messenger RNA, 2833 nt
Organism: Chenopodium quinoa (quinoa)
Lineage: Eukaryota; Viridiplantae; Streptophyta; Magnoliopsida; Caryophyllales; Amaranthaceae
Product: E3 ubiquitin-protein ligase RNF185-like
Exons: 3
Coding region: 496-1269 (257 amino acids)
Biological process (GO): ubiquitin-dependent protein catabolic process
Cellular component (GO): endoplasmic reticulum
Molecular function (GO): ubiquitin protein ligase activity; ubiquitin-like protein conjugating enzyme binding
Source: RefSeq, a predicted model, not a curated record